AUGAUAUUAUCAAAUCUACGUGAACGAUCUUUAUGUUUAUUAAAUUCGGAUAAUCUCGAUUCAAGUUUUCAACCGUGGUCUACAAUAUCUGAUUCACAAUUUCAUUGCGAUGUUCGUGCACUCUACUGUAAUGCAAAUGUCAAUCCAAUUCAGUCCAUCCAAACUGAUUACCUUCCAGCGUUCAUCUCCUAUUUUUGGCCAUUAGUCCAUCGUGGUUCGCAUGUUUGGGCAGUUGAUCAUCCACCGACACGAGAAUCUAGCAGCGUUAAAUUUGUUUUGAAGUAUGAUCUUCUAGUCUGGGAUUUCUUUUAUCGUACGACGAGCAAUUAUCCAGCGUUAAAUUCAGAUAUUGUCUAUCCGAAAGUGUUAAUUCUCACACCAGAUUGGUCUACCUGUGAAAACACUUAUAAACAUUUAUCCAAUGUGCAGGCAGAUGUUUUGAAAAACGUCUUGACGUGCUGUGUGUACGAAGGGCAAAACCAUGAGAAUGAUUUAUACAAGAAACUGUUAACAAACGGAUGUGAUCUAUUAAUUGCAACACCAACGGUUGUCAAUGAUCUAAUUCAAAAACGUCAUAUACAUUUCGAACAACUUCAACUGAUUGUUUAUGAUCAAUUUGAUCUUCUUCUUCUUGAAAACAUAGGCUCGAUCCGAGAGAUUUUCAAUCUACUUGAUUUACAUUCGAGUAAAAGCAAAUCAACUCAGCAUGUCUUUCUCUCUCGAACUGUUACGCAACAAGCGAAAGAUUUGAUUUUGGAAAAAUUUUCUUCGAAUCCAAACUAUUAUUAUCUUUCGUCAUCGAUGCUCGAGACUUAUUCAUAUAAAAACUUUCUUCACUAUUGUGAACCAUGUCGAAAUUGGUUCGAACGAAAGAAUAUUAUCCAAGAGACAUUAGAUUUAGCAUGUCGUCACCGGAAAAAGAUUCUCAUGUGUGCAUAUCAAACACGUCGAUUAGCGACAAUGCAAAGUAUUCUCAGUGAUCUAUCGAUUCAAUCGAUUCUUAUUCAUUCCCAAUUACAUCACGAUGAAAUUCAGCAAUAUAUUCAUGAAUGGCAAACAAUCACUGAUCGUCCACUGAUAUUGCUUAUCCAAGACGAGAUUUUGAACGAUAUUCCCAUUUCUAAUGCAGAUAUUCUUAUUCAUCUUGACGUUCAGCGAUUAAUUUGGUAUCAGCUAUUCCAUCAACGUAUGAAAUUUGUCUCAAGUCAUUUUUACAAUUCAACAAAUGUAAAUCAUCUCCAAAAAACAAGUUUAACUUCGUUAAAGUCCAUUGAUAAUUUUUACCAACUGAAUCCCUCGCUGAACAUUCCAUUGAUUGUAACUCUUUGGCCUGGUGAUUGUGCGCAAGUGACGUACGAUUUGAUUGAUUAUAUCAAAAACUCGAAUUCAUAUUUACAUCCAUUAAUUGAACGUUUAGCUAAAAACAAUUGCCGUGAAACUUCACAAGCCAAAGUCAAUGUUGAAUUUUGUCCAACGUUGAAAGCGUUCGGUGAGUGUGCAAGUGAAAAGAAACUCAAGCGUUGCCCGUAUCGACAUAAUUUCCAUUAUGAUGUUGAUUUUAUCGAGCAGAAAACGGAUGAUAAAGAAUUAUCGGAUACAUACGAACUCUAUUUACCAACAACUGGAGAAAUGGAAUUGAAAGUAACGCAUGUCAGCGAUGGAAAUCGUUUAUGGGCUCAUAUCUUACGUUCCAGAAGUGAUGUUAAUCAAAACUUAAACAAAGUAUUCGACUACGAUUCAUUUUACCAACAGAUUCAAGACGCUUUCGAUCAUGUGAAAAAUCGACCAUUGAGGGAAAUUAUUCCCGGAGAAGUUUACCUCUAUGCUGACGAACAAAAGCACGUUCAUCGAGUUUAUGUUCAAGACCAAGAACAAAUAUAUUUCAACAUUCGAAGAGCUGAUGCAAUUUUGAAUCGACUUUUGAAAGUAUCGAAUACAACAGUAUCAACAAGUACAGAGGUUGACGAUGUUCAAGAAACGAACGAACGAAAUUCAUCUAUGACUACAAUCAAUCAUCCAGUCUUAACUGUCUUUAGUCUGGACACAGGCAUUACUUUUAGCUUGCAAUCUAAUGAAUAUCUAUACCCAAUUGAACCAUCUACUCUAAAGCAGUAUCCGCCAUUAGCAACAGAAAUUAUUCUUUGCAAUGUCUAUCCAUUGGAUAAGAUUACGAUGGCAUUUACACCAUUUACAAUUGAGACACUUCGUACGUUAACGUUGAAUGAAAUAUUCAUGGGAAGAAUUAAGUUAGCAACACGUUCGUGCUUUUGGAUUGAUCCACUGGUCAAACCAGUUCGUUUGGCAUCUUUGAAACGUAUUGCAUAUGAUAAACCAAUAAGAAAACAAUUGCUCCUUUCGAAACUUAUUCAAACAAACGAAAACCAUAUGAUUGUACUUGAACGUUUAGCAGCUGAAGUUAAAUUGAUUGAUCUUCCACAAGAAACAAAAGAGCAGACAGAACCAACAAUAAAUUCCGAGAAACAAAAAGUUAUAACUGAACAAUCACCCUCAGUUCAAGCUGACGAAGAUACUAUCGAAGACUUUUCGUCUGUAUUUAAACCAUUUCUCAACCGACUUGGACAACUUAUUAUUAAUCCGGUUGGCCGAUCUAAACAGUUCUUUUCUAAACAUAACCAACAAUCAGAUUCAGAUCUCGUUGGAUUAAAUCCAGCAGCAAACCAAGAAUCAUCAACGAAUAACAAAACAACAACAUCAAUAACUGAUCAAUACAUGUCGCUUGGCCGCGGUUAUCGAAUCAAUCCUGAGCCAUCACUCUCAGGAAGUAUCCUUCAACGGCCACAGUCGACUUCAUCAAAGGGAUCAAGUCAAUCGCUGGUUACCACGCCUUCAGAAAUUGAACCGAUUAAAAUGGCCGAAAUGCAAACUAAAACUGAACGAAUUCAAAACAACUUAAAUGACAAUGACUGUGAAAUCUCUCAGGAUACUGCUGAAACAGUACAGAAUGAAGAAUCAAAGGCAGGUUUAGUGGAUGACAGUGAUCAGAUGAUGUUUAUUUUCGGUCCGAAACUAUUUUCUCAACUUCGGCAAAUCAAAGACAUGGAAGACGAACAACGUCGUCAGGCUGACUUUCCUGUUCAACGAAAUCGUAAUCGCUAUAUGCGAAAUCACUACCCCAGAUCAUCGAAUCAGGAGAACAAUAAUAAAAAUCAAGACGAUGAAAACAAUGAAACCAAUGAACAAUCAAUUCCUCCUCCGAAUAUGAGUCGCUACGAACCAUUUAUUGGUGAGCGUGGUCCGUUGACACAAGAACAGAUCAAUUACAAGCAAGUCCAACGCAAAACGCGCUUAUUCUGGGAACAAACUACACGAGAUAUUUAUCUAACUAUUGGCUUUUAUAACGUUGAUUCGACUCAGACACGUGUCGAAUUUGAAGCGAACUCAGUUUAUUGUCGAACACGCAUUCGAACGUACGAUCGUUUUGUUCGAAUCCAUCUAGCUCAUGAUAUCAUACCGGAAAAAAGUUUAUUUCAAGUUCGCCGUUCGAAUAUUCUCUUGACAAUACGAAAAGCAAACGAAGGAUUUAUGUGGGUAACACUUAACAAUCGUCCGAUCGAACCGCGACCAGACUUCUUCACAAUCGAAUAUGGUUCCGAUGAUGAAUCUGAAACCGACAAACGACGUCGAACUGUGAAUCGACAAUGGGAACAAAUCCGCGAUGACAAACGUAAAUCCAAAUUAGCAUCGAAUACUAUCGAUGGCGAUGAUAAUAAAUUUCUUCUCGAUGAUAUGGAUGAGGACGAUGCAGCACAAACUGCUCUCAAUGAUGAUGAUGAAGAGAAAAAUCAACAAGAAUUAACGGACACUUCAUCCGAUUGUCAUUCGACUGAUUCCGAUGAUUGCUAUUACGAAGAUCAAGUGCCAACUAACCACAUCCCGAAAGGUUACGACGACGCCGAUUUCGAUCAUCGUUUUUACGGACAACAAAUACGUUCAUAG
Molecule: messenger RNA, 3957 nt
Organism: Adineta ricciae
Lineage: Eukaryota; Metazoa; Rotifera; Eurotatoria; Adinetida; Adinetidae
Source: the annotation of a GenBank genome assembly